GAAUAUGGCUUGACAGCAAGAGAAGGUCGCGCCAAUAAUACGGUGGAUGAAAAUGGCAUCCGUCAAGUGGCCGGUUGCUUGCCAAUUGAUCCAAUUAAUCAUCGCUUCUUGCUCAUCACUUCCACCAGCGACAAGAACGUCUGGGUCAUUCCCAAGGGCGGAUGGGAGCAAGAUGAAACCGUCCGACAAGCCGCUAUGCGUGAGACUUGGGAAGAAGCCGGUGUCAAGGGCCCAUUGACACGCCAUAUUGGCACCUUUGUCGAAAAAGCUCGCGAAGGCGGGAUUCGAGCACAUCAUUGGAUAUAUGAAAUGGAAAUUCGAGAAGUUGCGCAACGAUUUCCCGAAGAGCAUAAACGGGAACGACGUUGG
Radiomyces spectabilis is the source of this 369-nucleotide messenger RNA. RefSeq names its product NUDIX hydrolase domain-like protein. NCBI's taxonomy places the organism in Eukaryota, Fungi, Mucoromycota, Mucoromycetes, Mucorales, Radiomycetaceae. Gene Ontology annotation, molecular function: bis(5'-adenosyl)-pentaphosphatase activity; bis(5'-adenosyl)-hexaphosphatase activity; endopolyphosphatase activity. Gene Ontology annotation, cellular component: cytoplasm; nucleus. The record is from RefSeq and is a predicted model, not a curated record. The transcript is spliced from 2 exons. Gene Ontology annotation, biological process: diadenosine pentaphosphate catabolic process; diphosphoinositol polyphosphate metabolic process; diadenosine hexaphosphate catabolic process. The annotation marks the transcript as partial.